ACUUCCGCAUCUUCAAUCGAGCGAUAUCUCUUUGUUUUAUUGGACUGGAUUUGUCAGAUUCAAUAAAAAUGAAGAUCGCUGCCUUCAAUGUGAAGAGACUGGGAAGGACUAAAGUCAACAAAAAGGACGUACGGGAAAUUAUCAUUAAGAUUGUGUCUCAGUACAGCGUGGUGGUGCUGGUGGAGGUGAUGGAUGUGAGUGGUGUGGCCAUGGAGACUUUCCUCACACAUCUUAAUGACUAUGGAGAUAACAGAAGUAAUCGGUACGGCAUGCGGUGCAGUACAUCUCUGGGACAAAAUCGCUACAAGGAGAAGUUUGUCUACUUCUACAGAAAGAAAGAAGUGCAGAUAUUAGACUCCUACCAGUACAGAGGAAAUGAUGUGCUGACCAGAAAGCCUUUCGUUCUCCUUCUAAAUUGUCCAAAAACAGUUGUACAGAAGCUGGUGUUGAUCCCGGUCCACACCAAACCAAGUAACGCAGAGGCGGAGCUGAUCGCUCUUCAUGACGUGGUUGAGGUUGUGAGGGAAAAAUGGAAGAAGGAUAACAUUAUGAUUUUGGGAGACUUUAAUGCCGAUGGAGAUUCUCUCUCCAAGAGGAAGAAGGAAAAGCUCCGCAUCUCCUCGGCUCCUUAUCAUUGGCUGAUAGGCGAUGAUGUCGACACCACGACUAGUAACAAAACACAAAACGCCUACGACAGGAUCGUGGUUUACGGAGAAAGGAUGCUGGAGGCCAUCGUCCCCAACUCAGCCAAAGCCUACAACUUCAAGGAAGAGUUGAACUUGACACAAGAAAAAACUCAGAGUGUCAGUGAUCACUACCCUGUGGAGCUGAAGCUGGAGCUGGAGCAGAUGGCUCAGUGAAAAAGGAAUCCAGUGAGACCCUUGACUGGAGGAAGACCUCAGGGAGCCCAGAAGAAGAAGAGGAGAGGAGCGUAAGCCAAGAGAAGAGGAACCGAUCUUCAAUAUGUUAUUAUCUUAAAGUAGUUUAGUUAUUAGCUUUUAGUGAUGAGCGCUAUUCAACCCUUAUGUUGUGUUCGGGUCUCCCUUGACCCGUUUCAAGUUAGUGUUAGGGUAAGUAAUGUGUUUUGGGGCCA
This is a messenger RNA of Trematomus bernacchii (emerald rockcod), 1093 nucleotides long. Its product is annotated as deoxyribonuclease-1-like 1. Gene Ontology annotation, molecular function: DNA nuclease activity. Gene Ontology annotation, biological process: DNA catabolic process. The coding region runs from base 69 to 860 and encodes 263 amino acids. Gene Ontology annotation, cellular component: nucleus. Lineage: Eukaryota; Metazoa; Chordata; Actinopteri; Perciformes; Nototheniidae. The record is from RefSeq and is a predicted model, not a curated record. The transcript is spliced from 10 exons.